UGGCUGGACUUGAUUGCCAGCCGGGAGAAGACCUGUUGCCUUUCGAGCCCCCUCCAAGGGCGGGGGGGUGGGGGCCCCGAAGGACUCGUGUAAACGGAGAGCCUCCGUUCUAGGUAGGAUGGUCCGGCCUCUUUGGCCCUGCCCUCGGGUUCUAUAAGAAGCGGCUGCCUUCACACCUGCCUAGAUGCGCUGAGGAGAGCAGCCGAGUCUUCGGCACUCAUCUUGGGGGACGGGGAAUAAAGUAGAUAAAGUCCGCCCUCCCUCCCUCUCUCUCUCUCUUUCUCCCCCCACCCGCAUCCAUCAUCAUCAUCUUCAGCCAGAUAACGGGGACAGAACUGCGCUGGAAAAGGCAGAGGCAGGAGAAGCGAUGACUUCCAGCAAAAUCGAGAUGCCUGCUGGAAUGAAGACGGACCCGGCGGCCUUGAUGGCUUCUCUGCACUUGCUGCCUUCGCCCACCCUCAACCUGGAAAUCAAGCACACCAAAAUUUUUAUCAACAAUGAGUGGCAAAAUUCGGAAAGUGGGAAAAUAUUCCCCGUAUUUAAUCCUGCAACAGGAGAACAGAUCUGUGACGUGCAAGAAGCUGACAAGGCUGACACAGACAAGGCGGUGCAGGCUGCUCGGCUGGCCUUCUCCCUGGGCUCUGUGUGGCGGAGGAUGGAUGCCUCUGAACGAGGACGCCUCCUGGAAAAGCUGGCCGAUCUGGUGGAGAGAGACCGGGCCCUCCUUGCCACCAUGGAGUCACUGAACAGUGGGAAGCCCUUCCUCCAGGCCUUCUACGUUGACCUUCACGGCGUCAUCAAGACCUUGCGGUAUUUCGCUGGUUGGGCAGACAAGAUUCACGGAUUGACCAUUCCAGUGGACGGAGAUUAUUUCACCUUUACGAGGCAUGAGCCCAUCGGGGUGUGUGGACAGAUCAUCCCGUGGAACUUCCCCCUCCUGAUGUUUGCAUGGAAGAUUGCACCAGCCCUUUGCUGUGGCAACACGGUGGUCCUCAAGCCGGCAGAGCAAACCCCACUCACCGCCCUCCACCUGGGCACCCUCAUUAAGGAGGCGGGGUUUCCUCCAGGCGUGGUCAACAUUUUGCCAGGAUUUGGACCCACAGUGGGGGCGGCAAUUGCUUCGCACACAGGGAUUGAUAAAAUCGCCUUCACGGGUUCCACAGAGGUGGGGAAGCUGGUUCAAGAAGCAGCCGGCAGAAGCAACUUGAAGCGGGUGACGCUGGAACUCGGGGGGAAGAGCCCCAACAUUAUUUUUGCGGACGCAGAUUUGGAGCAGGCAGUGGAGCAGGCCCACCAAGGGGUCUUUUUCAACCAAGGCCAAUGCUGCACGGCUGGCUCCCGCAUCUACGUGGAGGAGCCCAUCUACGAUGAGUUCGUCCGGAGGAGCGUGGAACGGGCCAAGAGGAGAGUUGUGGGGAGCCCCUUUGACCCCACCACCGAGCAAGGGCCACAGAUCGACAAGAAGCAGUACAACAAGAUUCUGGAGCUGAUCCAGAGUGGUGUGGCUGAAGGGGCCAGGCUGGAGUGCGGGGGCCAAGGAUUGGGGCGCAAGGGCUUCUUCAUUGAACCCACCGUUUUCUCCAACGUGACUGAUGACAUGCGCAUCGCCAGGGAAGAGAUCUUUGGGCCUGUGCAAGAAAUCCUGCGGUUCAAAACCAUGGAGGAAGUGAUCGAGAGAGCCAACAAUUCCGACUUUGGGCUGGUGGCUGCCGUCUUCACCAGGGACAUCAACAAGGCUCUGACCGUCUCCUCCGCCAUGCAGGCGGGAACUGUCUGGGUCAACUGCUACAAUGCCUUAAAUGCCCAGAGUCCUUUCGGGGGUUUCAAGAUGUCCGGCAAUGGAAGAGAAAUGGGAGAAUGUGGCCUGCGAGAAUACUCCGAAGUGAAGACGGUGACCAUAAAGAUUCCUCAGAAGAACUCCUAAGAGGAAGAGGGGGGUCCCCAGCACCAGACCAGACGCGCCUCUACCUUUCUCUAGAGGGACGGAGCACUCAGGAAUUUUUAAAAAGUGACACUGAUGUUUGUUUGUUUUUUAAAUAACAUUGCAACCAAGUUCAUGAUUCAACUUGAGGGGUCUUUCUCCACUGCUGACACCACACUCCUUUGAUCUUUUGAAAGACGUUUGAGCUCUAUGGCUGAUUCCCCUGCCGAGAGGACUUUUCCUGGGGAGGAACAGGCAGGAGGCAGCCCCUGGUUGGGAAAAGCCGCUCUGCUUUCUGGGCAACGCAGCCAGGCAGGCCUGGGGCAUCUUGUGGGCGCCCAUCCUGCUGCCUGUGCCAUGGCCUUGGGAGGCUCUGCUAGGGGGAAGGAGCAGGUGGCCUGUGCAGGUGGAGUUCCUGGAGGACUUUGGAGAGGCAGCGGCCACUCCUCCCAUUUUCUCUCCUCCCAGGGGUCAUCGAGAGGCAGUCCCCCUCAGCAGCCCUCACUGCCACUUCGUGAAAUGAGCUUCCUGGAGCCUCCAUGUACUCCCCUUGCCUGGGCUGGGGCGGGGGAGAUGCUUUCCUCCCCUGCUCAGGUGCCUCCGCUCGGGGAGUUGACUCCCAAAGGCCCAAUCAUAACGGCGGCUCUUCCCUCGCCCAGGUAUUGGACCUCCAGCUCCUCUGAUGAUUUUGCCCCAGGUGCCAACCUGGCCCUCUUUGAAAUGGCUCCCCUGGUGACCAAACAGCUGUCCCUCCCAUCACUGGCAGAGGGUUUGAGGAGAACCCUCCCCCCAAAAAACCUCUGCUGAAGACUGGAAUUAAGACGGGAAGCCACAGGUCAGCAGAUGGAGCCAAGUUACACCAGCAGGAACCAUCAUCCUUGGCUGUUUUCUGCUUGAAAUGAUCUUGGGCAGCAACUUUUCUUCCAAAAGAAGGAGCCCUCAACUCACUCAGUGGCUCCUUGGAGCCCCCCCCCCCUUUCUGGCUAGGGAGCUGGGAGCUUUCUGGGAGCCACACGGCCAGCCACAACACAGCACUUGGCCAGAUCUGGCUGACUUCCCCAGGAACUGGGCCAAAGCCCAAGAUGCCUCCCGAGGCUUCGGGAGCCCAAAGGCCGAAGGGGCUGCGCUGAGCCGUGGCUCUUGGGCUGCCUUUGGCUUGUUGGGAGGACAGCUGUGUAUACUCAGCUGCAUUCAGGGAAUGGGUCUCCGAAAUGAGUCUGUGACAGAAACACUCGGCUGCUUCGGAGUCAGACAGCACCCAAGACUGGCUCCAGGCACCAGGCACCACAGGGGUCUCAGUGGCAUAAGACCGAUGGCUCCCCACCCACCCAUGCCACAUGGCCCAGAGUAGCAGGCAUUUUCUAGACGAACCUCAUUGCACACAAUUGGUGUGCACGCAGGUGCCCUCCAUUUCCACCUGCCUGACACCGGAGAAGCUCCCUCUGAGUGCCAGGGCUGCCUCGGUCCUUUUGGGAGGGGGCAGCACUCCCUCGGUUUCCAGCAUUUUCUGCCAGUGUUGCUUCUGCAUCGUUGCAGUUCUUCCUCUCUGCCAGUGGUGAAGCUCAAGCAAGAUACAAAUAUUAUUCCUGAGCUGGGUAACAUGAAUGUCACGUCCUGUAGUGUUAUAGCAGAAGGUUGUGGGUUUUUUUAAAAAAAAUGUUUGAAGAAAUUAGUUUUCUUGUUAUAUCCAAUAUUCAUGGUGAAAGGAAUUUUUCUUUUUCUCCUGUGUACCUUCAGAAAGACCUGUGCUAGCAAUAAGC
Ahaetulla prasina is the source of this 3681-nucleotide messenger RNA. It is a transcript of the gene ALDH1A2, whose product is annotated as aldehyde dehydrogenase 1 family member A2. NCBI's taxonomy places the organism in Eukaryota, Metazoa, Chordata, Lepidosauria, Squamata, Colubridae. The transcript has 13 exons. The coding region runs from base 368 to 1924 and encodes 518 amino acids. The record is from RefSeq and is a predicted model, not a curated record. Gene Ontology annotation, molecular function: aldehyde dehydrogenase (NAD+) activity.